GGUAGGGAUGAUGAGGAAUGUCAUUUUUACUCCAGGCAGCCUUAAGCCUAGCUAAAAGUUGGGGAUUCUAUUAGAGAAAGGACAAACAGACGUUGUGGCUUAUACCCAAGCAGGGACAGUUAGGUACUUUGAUUUUCUUUCUUGGGAACUUGAACUGGAUAGAAAAUUGGCCACUUUAUUGUGGGAAGGAAGGUGAGAACAUGCACCAGCCUGAAGAUAACCCCACUCUCAGCUGACGUUUCCUAGAGCUCCUUGGGAGUUUGAAAGACUUUCAUGUUCCAGGGACCUUAAGGUCAGCGGUAUCAACUAUUAACUAAUAGCUUCUUGAGGACCGGACUGAGGUGCUUUCCGGGACUGAGAUUCUGCUUUUCAAUAUUUCGAGGUGCUGCAUGGAAUAAACAUCCCUGGUUACUUGAGGUAAUCUCUGCCCCCCGACAGUGGGUCGUGGAGGCGCAGUACAGGGGAAGCGACGUGGUGGGGUGAACAUCCUUGGAACGCGGGCGCCUUCUCUCCGAGGGAGCAGAGCAGCCAGGGAGGAAUCCUGGGUGGGUAGCGGGGCGCCGCCCUCUGCCAGUUACAGUUGGCUGGGAGUGAAUUUCCCUCUCGAGGCGGGGUUUAGCGCGGCCGAACACGUCCUCCGGGGUUGGAGGCCAGAGUACACACUGAGGAAGGGGCGGCCCCUGGAGCGUCCAGGAAAGAGCUCUCCGAGAGGCCGAGCGCUGCUAAUCACCCGGCACGGCCGUGCGCCAUCGCAGAGAUGCAGGGCCGGGGGCAAAGGCGGACCCGCGGGGUCCUCCGGGAAGCGUCCUCCGGUGACGCGCCGCCGCGCCCUGCGGAGGAUUCUGGGAGUUGUAGUUCAUUAGCGAGUUCGGGCUGGCGCGUCUCGGCACGGCCGGCUCCUAGAUACCUUUGUCGCGAGCCGGGCCUCCACAGCGUUGUUCGCGAGGUCGAGCUUGGGCUCCAAGAGGGCUGAGCGCGUGUCCUUCGGAGUCUGAGUGGCCGGAAGGAGGGCGGUGGAGGGCCUCCGGGUGGAGGACACCGGGCUGCCCAGCUAUAGGGUCGCGCGCGUGUUCCCGGGCCUCGGGGUGGACUAGAGCUGUGGACCCCCGGCCCCUAGUGCGUUCGUCGCGCCAUUUUCCCACGGUCGUCACUUACGCCGGCGGGGAGGAAGUCACCAUGGAGCCUAAGGGCAGAGGGUCACUUUCUGAGAAUUCAGACCUUCCCCAUGCUGGAAACCCAAAAGAAAAUGGCCUGACCUCUGUGCUGCUGACCCCUGCAUACCAGGAGUCGAUGAUCAGGGAUAUGGCUGAGGCUCUCACCCAGUGGGGGCAGCUGAACACUCCUCAAGGAGAUGUGCCUGAGAAGCAUAGGAAUCUGGUCUUGCUGGGGCUUCCAAUUUCCAAGCCUGAUGUAAUCUCUCAGUUAGAGUGUGGGGAGGAGCUGGAGAGAGAAGUCUCAAAAGCAACUAGUCCAGGACUGGAAUGCAAGGAGCUAACUCCAGAGCAGGACAUUUCUGAAGAAGAAUUAGCCCCUGUUAACACUGGGGUGUUAAUAGAGAGAUUUCCAAAGGAAAGUUCCAGUGAAUGUGAGGAUUCUUUAGAGAGUCAGCAGGAAAACCAUGAGAAAUAUUUAAUACAAGAGGUUGUCCCUCAGAAGAAACCUUCUGGGGAGAGAAGUUACCAGUGUAAUGGAUUUGGAAGAAAUUUUAGUCGGAGGACAUUCCUUGUUCAGCAGCAAGGAGAGCGACGACACAAUUGUGAUUCAUUUAAAAAGAACUUGAAACAAAAUUCAGAUCUAAUGAAACAUGAGAAAAUUUGUGCAGAAAAGAAGCCUUGGAAGUGUAAUGAGUGUGAAAAGGCCUUUAGUUACUACUCAGCUUUUGUCUUACAUCAGAGAAUUCACACAGGAGAAAAACCCUACGAAUGUAAUGAAUGUGGUAAAUCCUUUAGUCAGAGCAUACACCUUACUCUACACCAGAGAAUUCAUACGGGAGAGAAACCUUACAAAUGUCACGAAUGUGGGAAAGCCUUCAGUCACCGCUCAGCCCUUAUUCGGCAUCAUAUAAUCCAUACUGGGGAGAAACCCUAUGAAUGCAAUGCAUGUGGGAAGGCCUUUAAUCAGAGUUCAUACCUCACUCAACAUCAGCGAAUUCAUACUGGAGAGAAACCUUAUGAGUGUAAUGAAUGUGGAAAGGCCUUCAGCCAAAGCACAUUCCUUACCCAGCAUCAGGUCAUUCACACUGGAGAAAAACCCUAUAAGUGUAAUGAAUGUAGGAAAGCGUUUAGUGAUCGUUCAGGCCUUAUUCAGCACCAGAGAACUCAUACUGGGGAGAGGCCUUAUGAGUGUAAUGAAUGUGGGAAAGCCUUUGGCUACUGUUCAGCCCUGACUCAACACCAGAGAACUCACACUGGGGAGAAACCCUACAAAUGCAAUGAUUGUGCCAAAGCCUUCAGUGACCGCUCAGCCCUUAUUCGUCAUCAGAGAACACACACUGGAGAGAAACCUUACAAGUGUAAGGAUUGUGGAAAAGCUUUCAGCCAGAGUUCAUCUCUUACAAAGCAUCAGAAAACUCACACUGGAGAAAAACCUUAUAAGUGUAAGGAAUGUGGAAAAGCUUUCAGCCAGAAUUCAUCCCUUUCUCAACAUCAGAAAACUCAUUCUGGAGGGAAAACCAAGGAAUAUGGAAAAGCCUUUAGUGAGCACUCAGCCUUUGGCCAGCAAAAGAGAAUUCAUACUGGAUAAAGGUCCUGUACAUGUAGUAUGUUCAGAACAUAUUUAUUGAACAAUUACUAUACAUGCUGUGAGGGCUACAAAGGAAUUUAAGACUGUGUUACAAAAAAAGAUCUAAUUGAGAAGUCAUUGUUGAUAUGGGACAUAGCUUAUUUAGAGUGUGAAAGAAGGGUUUUACAUUUUUUUAAGUAACAGAGGAAGUUGUGUAUUUCCCUGGGGAGAGAGGGAAAUUAUUUCCAACACCCUAAUGUGUAUGUAAGCUACCAAAUCCUUGCGAGAGAAAUAGGGUGUGCCAUGAUGGAAAGAGGCCAUCUUGGCUGGGGUAGGUGGUCUCAUAAUGCUAAGGAGAUGAAGUUUUGAAGGGAAAUUGCAAGGGUGGAAAUAAGAGGUUGGCAAUUCACAAUGAACCUGUACAGGGUUGAGAGUGGUGGUGGAAGGGACGUUGUCCUUGGUCUUAAAUACCAGAGCACUUAGGAGGUGGAUAGAAAGCAUAGACAAAAAGAGCUUGGGGAUGAACUCAAAUGUUGAUUGAGAUAACUACUUAAAUGAGUACCAAGAACCAGGAAAAAUAUCAGUCAGGCUUGUUAGUCACAAAGUUUCCAUCUUGAAGCCAAGGAAUAUUGGCCUGGCAAGUCCACUUCUGCACUUUUGGUCUUUUAAACAAUGUUCAUUGAGAAGUUACCUACUAAGAAUCACAACUCCAAGGGUCAAGGCUGACAACCUAGAAAGGGAGAUUACAGAAGGGACCUCUGAUGCUUUCAGUCUGUUUUAAGGUGAGUUACCUGAGAAUGUGCAUAUUUAUAAAAAUUUGCCUCAGUUGUAUGUAGUUUGUACCCUAAGCUUUUUCAUACCAUCGUUUAAUUUACCUGUAGACCUGAACUGACGCGGCAUAUUAGGUAGUAAACAACUUGAAAACACCAGAAACACCUUUCAUCAUUUUACUCUUAAAUACAGGCAGGUGACAUCUUUAUAUUUGUUUUUUUUUUUUUCACUGAAACUUUGAAGAUUAUUUUUGCAAACAUUUUGAGUACUGUGUUUUUAGUGGUUACAAGUUCGACUGUGAUGUCUUAGUGUGCACUUCUUUCAGUUUAUCCUGCUUUCUGUGCUUCUUGAGGCUGUAGGUAUGUGUCUCUUGCCAGAUUUGAGGGAUUCUCAGCCACCAUUUCUUUGAAUACAUCUUCAGCCUCCACCCCCACCCCUUCUAACAAAUGUUAGACCUGUAGUCUCACAGGUUCCUGAGACUCUGUUUACUUACUUUUUGGUACGUUUUUAUCUUAGUCUGCAUGGGUUGCCAUAGCAAAGUGCCAUAGCUUGGGUGACUCAAACAAAGGAAAUUAAUUUCUCACAGUUUUGGAGGCUGGAAGUCCAAGAUCAAGGUGUUGGCCUUGGUCUCUGAUGAGGGCUCUCUUCCUGGCUUGCA
Messenger RNA from Aethalodelphis obliquidens (Pacific white-sided dolphin), 4150 nucleotides. Its product is annotated as zinc finger protein 2. The coding region runs from base 1177 to 2742 and encodes 521 amino acids. Gene Ontology annotation, molecular function: RNA polymerase II cis-regulatory region sequence-specific DNA binding; DNA-binding transcription factor activity, RNA polymerase II-specific. Gene Ontology annotation, cellular component: transcription regulator complex; PcG protein complex; chromatin. The record is from RefSeq and is a predicted model, not a curated record. Lineage: Eukaryota; Metazoa; Chordata; Mammalia; Artiodactyla; Delphinidae. The transcript is spliced from 5 exons. Gene Ontology annotation, biological process: regulation of transcription by RNA polymerase II.